AUAGAGUUAUCUACUUAGAAAUAAGGGGCUUGGGCGUCUUGAUGUUAUGCAAAAAGCGGAAGAUCAGCCUCCUUGUUAGAAUUGUCAACUCAGGGCAGCGUUAAGUUUCGCCAAAAAUGUCUGGAACUAAUAAGACAUUUUACGAUUUUACAGCAAAGUUGCUGUCGGGCAAUAUUUUGAAAUUCUCGUCAUUACAAGGAAAAGUUGUCCUUGUCGAAAAUGUGGCGUCUCUCUGAGGCACUACAACCAGGGACUAUACCCAGAUGAACGAGCUCCAUUUGAGAUUUUCUGAAAAGGGGCUUGUGAUUCUAGGUGUUCCCUGCAAUCAAUUUGGACACCAGGAGAAUUGCAAGAAUGAUGAGAUCCUUAAGGCCCUUAAAUACAUCCGUCCAGGCAAUGGCUUUGAGCCUAAAUUCCCUCUUCUUGAGAAGAUGGAUGUGAAUGGAAAGGAUGCCCACCCCUUGUUUGCCUAUCUCAAGGAAAAGCUGCCUUUUCCCAGUGAUGACUCCAUGGCCCUCAUGACCAACCCCAAGUUCAUCAUUUGGAGCCCAGUCUGCUGGAAUGACGUUGCUUGGAACUUUGAGAAGUUGCUGGUUGGCCCAGACGGAGAACCAUAUAAGCGCUAUAGCAGAAAGUUCCUGACUAGCGACAUUGAGGCUGAUAUCAAGGAGCUUCUUAAGAGGGUGAAAUAAACUGUCCAGUACUGGCCUCUCUGGUGGUAGUAGAUAUGUGUGUUCCAACACUGGAAUUAUACUGAGCGGCUUUGCUCUGUUAAUCUUCAGUCACACAUUUGCCACAGUUAUGCUAUCCCAUCUCUCCUGUUGCCUGCACCAACUGCCAUUGCUGCCUUUGUCAUAAUCCUUCAGUCUUUGCUCUCCUGUGUAAUGUGCUGUUGUUGGUUAGCCAAGUUUACUAAAUGAAGACACUCCUUGAAACCUUGUGUGUGGAGGAUCUGAUGAAAAAUGUAAAUGCCUAAACCUAAUAGUAGUUUAUUAUAUAGUAUAACAAAGACUUGAAUGCA
Messenger RNA from Hypomesus transpacificus, 1021 nucleotides. Its product is annotated as glutathione peroxidase 1-like. Gene Ontology annotation, cellular component: cytosol; mitochondrion. The transcript is spliced from 2 exons. Gene Ontology annotation, biological process: glutathione metabolic process; hydrogen peroxide catabolic process; response to hydrogen peroxide. Lineage: Eukaryota; Metazoa; Chordata; Actinopteri; Osmeriformes; Osmeridae. The record is from RefSeq and is a predicted model, not a curated record. Gene Ontology annotation, molecular function: glutathione peroxidase activity.